AACACACUGCAGGUAGCAGCAAUGUUAUGGUAACUAUGGAAACGGCUGGCGGGUCCGAGCCAAUAGAGAGUGCAGUGGGGUAAGAUCCCGCCCCUCCCUCUCCAUAGAGACAGGAAGCCAUCUUGCAGCAGUUCGCUGAUAGAGCGGGAGGAUGAGCGGCUCGAAACCCCGAACUGAACCCAAUUCGGACCCGGGACUUGCCCCGGAGCCGGGCAGCCGAGUCGACCCGGUCCCCACCGCAGCCACCGCACCCGUCCGGGAGAGAAAAACCGGCGGCGGAGUCCUCAAGCGGCUCAAAUCACGGCGAAACCCCACGGCCGUGGCGGCAGACAGGCGUCUGGUAACGGAGGAAGAGCUGAGGGCACUGGGACGAGACAUCACCCCCGAUGAGGUGCUGGGGCUCCGGGCCGUCACCCGCGAUUAUUUAUGUAAGACGGAGGACAACAUUUACAACAUUGACUUCACCCGGUUUAAGAUCCGAGAUUUGGAAACGGGGACGGUCCUGUUUGAAAUUGCCAAGCCUCCCAGUUCAGAUCUGGAGGAGGAGGAUGAGGAGGAGAAUGGAGAUGCAGACUCGAGUGCCGGCCGCUUCGUUCGGUACCAGUUCACCCCCGCCUUCCUGAGGCUGCGGACCGUCGGAGCCACGGUGGAGUUCACUGUGGGAGACCGGCCUGUGAACAGCUUCCGGAUGAUUGAGCGUCACUAUUUCCGGGAGCACCUGCUGAAGAACUUUGACUUUGACUUCGGAUUCUGCAUUCCCAACAGCCGCAACACCUGCGAACACAUCUACGAGUUCCCACAGCUCCCAGAGGACCAGAUUCGCCUAAUGGUGGAGCACCCUUACGAGACCAGAUCGGACAGCUUCUACUUCGUGGAUAACAAACUGAUAAUGCACAACAAGGCAGACUACGCUUACAAUGGGGGCCAGUAGCCAGGGCUGGCUACAAGCGCAGUGGCUCUUCCAACAGCCAGACUCCAAUGUAAACAAGCUCCCAGCCUCCACGCAAGCCAUUCCAGACUGCUCUCCCGCUGACAACCUUGUGGACUCCCUGCUCCCUCCCUCCCUCAGCUCCGAUUCUGCAGGAAGCCUGGUGCCAUCCUCCCUCUCCCCCAAAAGGACCCAGGAUUGUGGUUCUGCAGUGGCUGGAAAUGAUCUAAACCAGCAGCGUCCGAGCAGUAGCAGUGAGAACACAGCAGCCCCCCCCUCAGCCAGCCAGUACCAGACACGGUCCCCGGGGGAUCUUGGUUCACCUUUUUAAGAGUUUAUAGAAGCCCUUGGUUGUGCAGUCAUAGUUAAUCAGUUACCAGACGUGUGAUUCUAGAAGUUUUAUUCAGCUGCGAUGUCACUUUAACAUCUUUCUGUUAGCCAUGUGUGAAAUGAAGGCGCUUUGGCAUUUCCCUGUUGCACUCUGAAUCUGUGUACAUGGAAGAAGAAGUUGUUGCGAGAGCAGCAUCCUGUUAUUAAAAUCAGCUGUGGUGAUGACUCUUCGUGAUGAAUCUCAGUGUGGCUCUGUCUCGCUGCUGGAAUCCGCCUCUAAAGCACCCUCUUAACAGAUGUCUUGUUUUAUUUUAUUUUUUUCUUCCCCCUCCACAAGUACUACCCGGUUUUACUGACUGGAUGACGACCUGAAGAGUUAGCAGGUCCAGCAGCUGUGCUCGCUGCCGCCCAAUCCCUGGAUCUCAGUGUUUUGAUCAGACUGCCUCCUCCGUCGCUUCACUCUGCCUGUGCAUGUGAGUGAGAUGAGCAGGUCCGCUCACACUGCCUGGGUUUUCAUGCUAACUCAGUGAAGUGUGAGGUAGCCAUUUAAACAGCCAUGACUAAUUACAAUCCGUUGUUUUCUUUUCAUUCAUAGCAGCUGCUGUAAGUGGCGGUUGACAAGCCGCAGCAGUACCAGAACACUGCGUUCUCUCAACCUGGGAGUGUGAGGGGGUGUAAGGGUGAUGGGGCCCGUCCACCUGGGAAAACAGCUGCAGUCGAACUACAGUGGAAUUGAUACAGAUUAACACAUGUUGAUGGACUGCGGUUUAAUAUUUAAAAAAACUAACAAAAAAAAUAAGUUACAAUAUGCUAUUUAUAGUUGCUGUCUGCGGUACGUUUUUGUUUCUUGUAAUAAUUUUGAAGAAAUUGAAGUUUGUUCCUUGUAUGAACUUUUAAACUGGAAUAUCUUGUGCUUUUUCAAUUUUGUUUAAGUGAUUGCAGACUUUCUUUUGUCUGUGUUUACAUUUGGUGUUGAGGUUAUUUCCUGUUUUGUUUUUUUUUCUUUGUCGCUGAAUGCAAUGGAGAUGUCUUGACAGCACGCACUGACGCUGCUAUAUCUGUUUUUUCCAUUUGCGGUGGGUUACUUGGGAGAGGCGGGUGCUACAGUGUGCCUGCACUGAGAGGAGACCUCAGCAAUUGCCAUUGGAGCCCACUGUCCUAUUUAAUGUAACCCAUUGGAGGCCACUGUCCUAUUUUCAUAAAAAUAAUUUUGCAGUUAAUGGCUGAAUGUUCACAUCCCCCUCCACAGCACCGCUGCUCCAUGUGAAAGUUACACUUGUUACACCCGUCAGUCAUUGAUAUCAGACUGACGGCAAGGCAAGAUAGGUCAGCACUAAAGCACACGGUGUUGGGCUUGCCAGUAGCUUUGAUAUUGAUUACCUGCUUAUCCAGGGUAACAAAUGUUCAAUUCUCACAGCAGUGCCACACGUACACACGUACACGUACACGUACAUGUGCACACACACACACACACACACACACACACACACACAUGCCAGGUGCUGGUAAGCUGUUGAGAGGCAGUCAUCUGCCCCUGACAUGAAGAGCACUUUCAGUCUUGUUAAUCAUGAGCUUUAAACUGUGUGGGACCCUGCUGCAGUGUACGGGACAGAUUCAUUGUGGCCUCUCCUGUGCUGCUUCACUGUCUCUGGAUGGACAGCACUCUGCUUGUGUAGCUGCUGUCACUGCUCGCUACCUGCUAGUUACCCGUGCGUUAGCGGCAGCACAGAAAACUGGGCUUCUGAGUGUAUCGUAUUGUGAGCGGCGUGGAUGAAAAGACAAGGCAGAAAAAAAAAGAAAUACGAAUUUGAACAAGCUGGAAGUGGGAGUGUUUUUUUUUAUUACCUUUUAACACCUUAGAGAGUUUGACCUCAAGCUAUUGAGCUUGUGUGAUAGUAGAUCAGCUAUCCAAAAGCUGCUGCAGGAGUGAACCUGUCCUCACCCCCCAGCAUGGGGGAGGACGGAGCCCCCUCUUCUGUAUAUAAGGCUACCAUUAUGUAAAUAUCUUCAUGGUCAGACAGACCCAAGAGCACGCUGUGUUAGUUCAAAGACCAAAUGCCUAAAGCAACAUUGUGAAGGUGCUCUUAUAGUUUGUGUCAUUUUUUUGUUUGUUUGUUUUUUAACCCUAGGAACCCCGUCGGCUGCAUAAAUAGCAUCCGGAUUUAGGAAGGCUUCUAAUGCCUGCGUUUAGUUAUUUUAUAUCUGUGCUCAUCCGUACUUAGAACACAUGCAAGCUGGGACUACAGGAAUACCUGUUUUAAUUCGUGGGCAGGAUGGUACUUCACAGUAAAUAAUGGCACUGCUAAGAAUGUUUCGAGCUGUAUUGGAGAGAGAGGUGUUGCCUGCCUGGGGUCCCUAAACAGCUCAGUAACUGCUAGUCACCCCAUCAUCUCUGUAAAUAGCGGGGUGCUGCCCUCGUUCCUGCGACGAUGGUCCUACUGAAACACUUUCGGGGGGCGUCUGUUUCUAAGCAUCUUGUGGAACUCGUAGAGCAGACAUAGUCUGUACAAAGUGCAUUUAUUUUUUCAUGUGAUUCUCAAAGAAAGAAAAAGGAGAGGACAAGUUUUCUCAUAUAUUUUUGGCGGCAUGCUUUAGGAAAGGGUGGUUUGGUGUUAUUUUGAGUAAGGCGGCAGUGUAUUUCUUUUUUUUAAAGAACGUGGAAUUACAUUAACUCACCGUUGUGUCUGGGCCUUUGGGGUUAAAAAAAAAAAAAAAGUUCUGUAUUUUGUAACAUUCCUGUCGGUUCAUGUUUUAGGUGUUUGUAUAAAAUGUUAUUUUGUCACACGAACAGUAAUAAAGAGAACUUUUGAUUUUCAGA
This is a messenger RNA of Acipenser ruthenus (sterlet), 4076 nucleotides long. RefSeq names its product protein unc-119 homolog B-like. Gene Ontology annotation, molecular function: lipid binding. The transcript is spliced from 5 exons. Gene Ontology annotation, cellular component: cilium. The record is from RefSeq and is a predicted model, not a curated record. Gene Ontology annotation, biological process: nervous system development; cilium assembly; lipoprotein transport. NCBI's taxonomy places the organism in Eukaryota, Metazoa, Chordata, Actinopteri, Acipenseriformes, Acipenseridae. Bases 152 to 931 code for a protein of 259 amino acids.